GGAGCCGCAGAAGCGAUCGAUGGGGGCGGACCUCAGCUGGAUCUGGCCCCGAACACCAAGCAUCGCCGUUUCGGUGCCAGUGCCCGAGCGUCCCGCAGUGUAAGGAGGCAUCGGUGGCUACGUCUACGAGGACAACUUUGAAACGAAGACAGUUCAGAUCUCAUUUUACCCGGAGCUUUGCCGAAAGCUAAACCCAGAAUCCUAAGGCGGAGUCCUAAAAGCGCCCAUUCUUUAUGUUUCACGUGCGCUUUUUCAAAGCUGAAUUUACGCAACCUGAAUGUUAAAGAGCAUAAGAGCGCCAGCUGUACCGAAGUACUCCUGCGAUCACCGAACAUGGCUUAACGGGAGGAUGAGAGGCGACUGACAUCCUUUAUAGGCGAACUUCAUCAUUUUAAGAAGCCUUCCCUCCUGCAGAGUAUGGCACUCCCGAUAGAGGACACUCGGAGGGCGGCAUCGGGCAUUAAGGCACGACACGCGGCUGUCAGGUUUACAACCACCAGAGAGAAGAUCCUGUAGUUUUUCCUUUGAAAAAAGAGAAAUAUAUAUAUAUAUAUACAUACACGUACAUAUUAGAAUAGAAAAAAAAACUGCACCGGCCGCUUAUAAAAAUCUCCAGUCAUGGGGAUACAACACCUCGUGCUCCUUUUAAUAUAUCUGGAUCCAUUGAAUGUAUUGUGCGCUGCUAUGAACAAGAAAAACAAGGGUCCCCCGAAGCGAACGCAGAAGGUGAAGGAGGUGAACAGCACCGCUGUGCCCACGAUAGGCAGCCGGAGGGUGACGCAGGUGCAGCCGCCGGCCACCUUGAGCCACGACGCCUGCAUGGGCUACUACGACGUGAGCGGACAGUACGACAAGGAGUUCGAGUGCAACAACACGGACCAUCGCUACUGCUGCGGUAGCUGUUUCCUUCGCUUCUGUUGUCAAUUUAAAGGAAAGCGCUUAGAUCAAAAGUCCUGCACGAAUUACAAUACGCCGGAUUGGAUCAAAACCCAGCCCCCUUCGCCUGUACCGACAGGUGAGACCUAUGAUCCGAAUCUGGAUCGGACGAACACAACGGUCUAUAUCACCUGCGGUGUAAUAGCCUUUAUUAUAAUCCUCGGAGUUUCAGCGAAAGUUGCGUAUGACAAAGCAACCAAACCCCCUCAGGAAAUGAACGUCCACAGAGCCCUGGCAGAUAUUUUGAGGCAACAGGGACCCGUUCCCAUAUCUCAGUACGAUCAUGAAAACAUCGCAACAAUGAAUGGUUCACCCAAAGAAAACACACCCGUCCGGACCUCGAAGAACCACUACACCCCUGUACACGCUGUGAAAUCCAACCAUGGCUAUUUCCCCCUCUUGUCCCAAGGGCAUUAUGGGAAAGAGAACUUCCGCAGUGGAGGCCAAGAUCUGCAUAACUUCAUCUCCUCCGGGUUCGUGACUUUGGCACGGCCGCCUCUGAAAGCACAACAUUCCGUCGACGGGAUCAGUCAGCUGGGCUGGCCGGGAGACCUGGACAUCCCUCUCGCAUACAGUAACCAGCAACACAAUUACAGCCAUCUGGAUCUUACUGUUCUGACACCUAAAAUCGAGAAACCACGGCUGAACAGGAUUCUUACCUCACAGACCGAGCCCUACGAUCUCUCCUUCUCCCGCUCCUUCCAAAACCUCGCCCAUUCGCCCCCCUCCUUCGAGAUGCCGAUGAAAUCCGACUUAAGUGACAAGGACUUAGAUGACUACUAUCCACGGAAGCACCAUUUACCAGAGCUGCCACCGCGAGGAAUGCUGCCUCUGCACAUGGACCAGCAGGUGGCGCCCCCGAGGCAGCGCCCUCGCCGCGUGCAGCGCGCCAUGUCCCAGGACCACGUGCUGUCACCCGAGAGGGCACCCCCACGCGACUACGGCCUCCCGUCUUUCACCCUCUCCCCUUACCACGGCCGCAUCCUGUCAGAGGAGCAGCUACUGUCAGCUGAGCGUCUCCAAUCCCAGGAUCCCCUGCUCUCCCCUGAGAAGAUGCUGACUCUGCGUCGCCACGGCCACCGGGACAAGGUCAUGUCCCGCGCCAUGUCCCACGCCGACAUGCUCAUGCCCACCACGCCCGUCAUGGACCGGCACGUGAAAAAGAUACAUUUAGAACCCACUCCCUCUAUCGAUACGUACAACACCCUGACGGUGAACCAGUGCACCUCCAAGAGGCAGGCCUUCGCCUCACGACGGACGCACACGGUGGAUCACCUGCAAUACAUCCCCGGCCACCAUCACCACUACCAACGCACCGCCAGCAAGACAGAGGUGACCGUCUGAGAUUACGGAGGCGGGAGCAGGGGUUGGAGGGCGUCGGUGAGGAGUACGAUUGCCAGGAGUAGCACCCUGGUGCGUCUCCUGGGUGCCACAAUCUCAUUGGCCAAGUAUGUCUCACACUUCCAAAGGUCAGACAUGCUAAAACUAACCGACAAUAAAAUGCAUUAUUUUUUCAGCACCAGCUUUCCGGUUUAUCGCACGAAUAAAAAAUGAAAUAAAGCAGUUUUUUUGACGAAGGCUGCACCCUACACACUUAGGGUGUCUUACAAGGGCUUUAGAAGGCUGGCACGGGAAGAAUGGUACAGCUCGUCUCUGUGGUUCACAGUGUGAGGAGUGAUAUCGUACCGACGCAGAACUAGCACCAAACGUAUUAAACUACAAACAGGUGCACUUCACAUACCUCCCGUCCGCCUCAACACACUCCAUUUAAAUAGCAGAAUAGCUCAGUGGGUUAAAAAGCACAACCUAUUGAACUUUUUUUUAAAGAAAAAAAAAAUAAACUAUUCUUUCAAUUACUUUUCUCUCUCGAUAUUGGCCAGCACAUAUCCGCUAAUAAUUAGACAAUUAUGAAAUAAUUUCCUUCAGGCAGACGAUUGUAAAUAGGCUAUAUUAGCAGAUGGUACGAGGGGUUUGGGAUGAGGGGGUCACUAAUGAAAUGUGUUCUUCACAGAUACUGACUGCAGUUUCCUACACAGCACAAAGCUUCAUUAGAGGAUAGUGGUGUGCGUGACGUGUAAAAUGUUAAGAGACUGGGAAGCGGAUGAACUGAGCCAACAUCAAAGUACACCGUAGCGCAACAUCUUAACACCUCUGCUAACAAUUUUUUUUAAUAAUCACAUUGUAACCAUGCAUCUCUUGUAUGAAACACUGUAAUGUAUGUGCUUGGUUGGGACCACUGCGUUCAUUUGUACAUUUUGAUAAGUCUGGUGUAUAUAAACUUAAAAUCGAACUCGAAACGGAAUAAUUGCUGUCGUGAAAUGGUCACAUUUGUCGAAGCCGUCCUGUGUAACGAUCGAAGAAAAUGUCAACUCAAUUAGCGUAGUGAAGAGAAGAUUUAAACUGUGAGUAGUUUGUUCCGAUGUUUUCAUUACGAAGCAAUGCCUUAUCUCGUGGGAUCUCAUAAGCCAGUGGAUUUUUUAGUCACGUGUUUCGUCCUUUCACGUUUUCAUCGUUAAUUUCCUAGACUUGCUUCUCAUCUUCACUUUCCAGCUUUGAGAAAUUACGUAAAGUUGUACCAGCAACAUUUAGACAAAAUAAGCGAUAUACCUCAGACUUUUUGGAAACGACUGAUGUUAAGAUGGUUUACGUUACGUGAAGUUGUGGGAGGGGGUGUUUUAAACCCUUUAAUAUUUCUACAAUUUUUUUAAAUGUGGAUUCAUCCAAAAUAGCGUUUGACAUGCGUGGCCAAAACUACAACGUAAUCUAAUAUUUUUCCAGAAAAGAACAGUUCUUAGCUUCAGUAAAAAAGAGAUUACUGUAUUAUUUCUAUAACAUUUUGGGAACAUGUUAAUAAGCACUUGAAAUUAGGAUCUUUGAAUAUCCCCACAUAUUUCUGAGCCAUUAUGAAUUAUUAUGUAUGUAUCUGCAUUUGCAGACAUGCAAAUACACUGCAACAGUGACGUAAACCCAGUUAAGCCCGUGAGUAUCAUGGUGCUUCCUGCCUCGAAUCAGUACGUCCCGAUACCCCAAGCAGACAUUCAUAUUCAGAUCGGGGCCAGAAAUCCGUAACUGUCAGCAAGAACUGAUGACUUACGCAAAAGAGACGGAGGGAAAGACUGUGAAUGUGUUUCGCGGAUAAUGAGCAUCACUGGGCAGCACAGGCAGGCUGGUGCGAUUUUGUGGCGUCAUGAACUCUCUGCUCCUCGCGCUUAGUGUGCUACUAGUGAUCAUUUUAGAUCCACACUUCUAAAGGGAUUUGCUUUGUAGUUUUUUCACUUAUUAGAACUUCUGUAGGAAGCACUCACUUGCAUUAAAAAAAAACUUAAUAGUACUGUAACAAUUUUCCUUUGAGGACAAUGCCUCCAUUAUGGGGUAACGUGAUAUGUUUGUGUUUAGGUCCACUUACAGACUCUGUGUUUAUAGUAGUACUGAUGACGAAGUAUCUUUGUAUCUGUGACUUUGCACAAAUAUGGGUUACUCAUUGAACGAACUUCUACACGAGCUGCAAAUUACUGUUUUUUUGCGAUGUUCCUGCUCUGAUUUACUCAUAACAGUGCAUUCUGUAUAUACCGUAUAAAACCAUAACCAAUUUAGUAAUCAGCCUAUAAAGAACAACUUUUUUCCCAAUUCUAUCAUUUAUUUAUGGAUCAGAAAUAAAGGAGAUCAAGCUAUUUCUGAAGUGAAUUGUUAACUACCUGCAAAAAAGAUUAAAUAAACAUGGACAAACUGCAGAACAAUUUUACAAAGGUGUGUCGACCCUAAAAUGCGCUGCCUUUCCAUCUACUGCGGAAGAAAACGUGGAUCGGCGGGGUUCAUUUGGAACAAACGAACACAUCAUGGUAACUAAACCCCUUGGAACUAAUGAGCGAUGGCGAAAUUCGACUGUAUUUGCCGCAUCGCAGAUGGCGGAUCACGGCGCUGCUGGACAGGAGCGUCAAGGUCCAGAGUCUCACCCGGCUGUGGAGAGCAACGCACUAAAGCAGGAUAUUUUAAUAUUGGAUAUUGGGAUGAAACUUAAAUGGAACGUCCUUCUAUAUCUACCAAAAUGUUAGAAUAACAAUAUUAAUUGUUUCAGCAGGUAAUUAUGAUG
Messenger RNA from Paramormyrops kingsleyae, 5026 nucleotides. It is a transcript of the gene shisa6a, whose product is annotated as protein shisa-6. The record is from RefSeq and is a predicted model, not a curated record. NCBI's taxonomy places the organism in Eukaryota, Metazoa, Chordata, Actinopteri, Osteoglossiformes, Mormyridae. Gene Ontology annotation, biological process: regulation of short-term neuronal synaptic plasticity; regulation of AMPA receptor activity. Gene Ontology annotation, cellular component: dendritic spine membrane; postsynaptic density; postsynaptic membrane.